Molecule: messenger RNA, 13319 nt
Organism: Motacilla alba alba
Lineage: Eukaryota; Metazoa; Chordata; Aves; Passeriformes; Motacillidae
Gene: THRB
Product: thyroid hormone receptor beta
Exons: 8
Coding region: 6671-8101 (476 amino acids)
Biological process (GO): negative regulation of transcription by RNA polymerase II; cell differentiation; retinoic acid receptor signaling pathway
Molecular function (GO): RNA polymerase II cis-regulatory region sequence-specific DNA binding; nuclear receptor activity; zinc ion binding
Source: RefSeq, a predicted model, not a curated record
GCUGUAUUUAGGAAAAAAAAAAAAAACCAAAAAGCAAACCCAGCUUAUAUCUUUGUUUACUGUCAGGGGUUUGGCCAUUAGUAAAAGCAUUAUUAUGUGGGGAUGUUUUCUAGCUACCAACCUUUUUUAAAUUUUUUUUUCAUCAGUGGUAAUUGUGGUUUUUAGUUUUCUCUUCUAUUUAAUUUAAUAGCUUUGUGAAGAGCCGUUAUGACAAUGUGGGGAGUACUUACUGGGGUUUUCUGUGUGAUACCUAAUACAAAAUAUUAUCUCUUAUUUUAGAGCUUUUAAAAAGUACUUGUCUCUCUCCUUAUGAUCUUUAUAAGCUGAUCAAAAAUCUUAUCUGAACUUGGCCUUUUUUAAAGCUAAUCUUUGAUACAUAAAAAAUGCAAAGACAAAAGUAAGCAUUAUUUUCUACUUUCAGAGUGUUCAGGUCUCCCCUGUGACUGUGUUGUUUGCCUUCUUUCUUAAUAUUAACCAUACCCAAAGCCUCAGUAGGUGCAUGUACAGAGCUCAAGUGGGACUUCUUGUUAGGAAUAUUCUCUUCCUCACUAGUCAGGAGAAUAAACCAUUUUCUCUAAGGUAGGUUGUUUUGUUCACAUCAGCACAGCAUUGAAGGAAUUCCUUUUAAGAAUCACAGUUGCUAAGGUAUUAGCACAAAUGCAGUGCUUAAGUUAUUCUUAUUCCUCUUUAAACUUGGAUAAAUAGUUCUUCAUUGCUCUUCACCUAAAAAAUAAUUACUGUAUAUUGGGAGCGGGGGAUUACAAGUUGUUUUCUUUUACUUAAGUCUUGCAUCACUCCAGGAAGAAAGAUUACAGUGUCAGGCAGGAUAUCACCUCAUGAAAAAGUUAAACUGGUCUAAGUACCUGAUUUCUUUAGAUUUAGUUGUGCUUUACCUCAGAAUGCCUCUUUGCUAACAGAUGUCAGGUGUUGAUCGCUUUAACGUCUUACUAAGGGCUGUCAGGAGGCUACCAAACCCAGACAGUCCCAUCCAGGAGCCUGUUAAUUAUGUUAUGUCAGGCUAAAUUAGCCUGUUUUCUGCUUGGUUUUACUUUUGAACAAAUUAAACUUCUUACCUUGAUGUUUUCAUGUGAAGUUGAGGCAGGGAAUGACUCAAAAAAGGUACAUGUUUUAAGUAUUGGCCAUUACUUUCUCAAGAGAUAAGCUCUGUAAUUAACUGAUGUCUGCUAACAGGGUCUUCCAAUUAUGAUAUAUGGGGAGGCUUAACAAACUGGAUUGUCUGGGUCACAGGUCUAUAAUUACUCUUAGUAAUAUUUGUUCAGGGACCAUCUUAAAAGUUGUCCAAACUAUUCAAGAAUUUUGUUUGCUCGUUUGUUGGCUGAUAUCUCAAGGAGCAAAUGCUUUCUGACAAGACUGUGUGCUACCUAUCCGUGUCAUGAAUAGUGCAAGAGAAAGGAAGCACAAACCCUGGAGGAGUCCUGAUCAGAAAAGAGCAAGCUCCAUUCUCUUUUUACCAAAUGUAUUCAAGGUGUCAAAAAUAUUUUGAGGGAUAACUGGAAUUGUAGUGAAUCUGAACGUUUAAAUAUAAACUAUGACAUUCUUUGUUAUUCAAGCAGACUAAUGAGUCUGAAGUAUUUCAAUAAAAGGCACAUCACACUGGAAUUUUAUGAGUCACAGACAAAUUUAGUGUCAUGUCAUAACCAAGGUACAGUGGGUUUUGUGAGAGGAACAGUUUUAGAGAAAUAACUAAGUUGGUACACAUGGAGAAAAGAGGUGUGCUGUUGUCUAAGUAAGAUUUUCAUCUAGUUUGUACCACAGGGCAGCUAUUUUGAAUCUCCCUGCAUCUGUUGCAAACCCAAGGAAAUAAUUUUAUGUCAGAAAGAUUUAGCUUUUUUUCCUUCAACUAUUAUAAAUGCAGCAUAGACAAAAUGAUGAUUUUUUAAAUGUCUUAUCUUCCACUGAGACAUACUCCAGAACUGUCAAAUGCUGUUGUGACUUUUCAGCACCAGAAUUCUAUAAUCCUACCUACCUUAUGAUUUAGGUAGGGUUUUCAAAAUAAAAUAAACACCAUGAAGAGUUAAUUUUCUGUUCUUGUAAAUGCUUGUUGUUAUUUUGGAUUCUGAGGUUUGAGGUUUUCAUAGCUUAAUCUCUAAGUUUGCGUAGUCAUACUUCUGAGGGACCCUUUUGUGUCUUUGAUCAUAGUGCAUAAAGUGAAUGAAUAAGGUGGUGCAAAUAGGUACAUUAGAGAGAGAUGGUAACUCAUUGUGUGGGCCCUGAGAUAGUUGUAUUAGAUAACUUAUGGGUGUUGCAAAAGCCACAUUAGUAGUUUUGCUCAAAAGCUGUUGCACUUUUCAGUAUAUGUUCCUUAUGAUAUGAGAAAAUCUGUCUGGAAUGUAGCAGGUGUUAUGAAAGUGCUGAUUUGUGUUUGCUCAGAAAAGCCAUGAUCUAAUUUCUUUUUUUUUUUCCCCAAAACCAUCGGAGGUGGCUGAGACAAUUCAGGCAACAAUAAAAUCCAUAAAUAGGAAAUAUAACAGUUAUUUUGUAAUGUGUAAAAAUUCAUUUUACAAAACUAGGAACUGUAAAUACAGGCAUAUAAAGCUGUGAAGAGUUCAGAACGGUAUGUCUAAUCUUUGCAACUACGUGUUUAAAUGUGCAAAAGUUUUAGUAAAUCCUGGAUUUUAUUCAUCUUUAUGCAUGAAGUCUGAACAGCAACCAAUAAAAGAUCCUUCUAUUUGGUCCUUCAGAAGCGGCACUCUGCCCUGACUGAUUUCUGAUUUGAAUGCUCUGCAAUACCUCCCACGUACUGACACUGCCGAAUCUUGUAGAAUGGCAUGCAGGGGCCCUAUCUGCAGCAUUGCGAUACCCAGGACUCUAGACCAGGGGUGCACAGUUUGGAAAAAGUCAGGAGUAUAGGACUCUUGCAGGUAAUAUUCCACAGCAGAUUAAAUUGCACUGCAUGAUACUUCUUUUUUCUGUGUGAGGGACCUCUGUUGGUUGGGCUGUAGUGUCCAGAGGGAUGCUACAGGAUUUUGUCUUUCCUUAACAUUUCUGUGCAUUCAUUUUGGUGGGUUUUCUAACCGAGCUAAGUCACAAGAGAAGUAAGUGCAUCUUAAUGGGGGCAUUUCAUUGUUUGUAGUUAAAAAUCUUAGUCAUAAUUUGUAAAACAGGAGUUAAUGAAGAGCUGAAUGGUGUAGUGUAAGGCAGUCUCUUCUGCAGAUUCCUCCUUUCAGGCAUUCACAGCCUGAUUUCUGGCUACCCAGUUAAUAUCACUGACUGCAUUAGACUUACUUCUGAUUUAUACCAGGGUGAGUAUACAAAAACCUUUGGGGCAUCCCAGUCCAACAAGUAAUUCCUGUCUUUUUUAGAACAAUGGACUAACACCUUAGACUGUGAGAGGUUUGAGCUUUGGAUACUCUGCCAUUACAGUAUCAAAAUUUCUGUUUUAUUCCUUUCCUGUUUGCUUGAAUUGAAGGGUUUAUUCUGAUGGGGAUUAACUUCCAUGUCUUCACAUAAUCAGACACGUGUGAACUCAUAAAAUUCCAAGUGUGAUAUUACAUUGCUGGAGGCAACAAAAUCUCAACAUGACAUAAUGUAAAGACACGAAUAUUCAAAUAGGAAUACAAAACAAAAACAAACUUAAUAUUAUUCUACUCCACUUUCAGACUUCUGAUAAAAACACUGUCUGACUGUCUUGUAUCAGAGAAUUUCAUUCAAAGGCGUGCAUGAAACAAACCUACAGAAUUGGACCCUAAAAGUUUAAAAUGAAAAUAUUUUAGGAAUAUUUCAGUUUUUAUAAAAUCUUUGCAGUGUUCUUUGAACUGAUUUGUUUCCAAGGGAGCAACAAUGUGCAGAGCUAUAAAUCUCUUUUAAUAGUAGCAUAUCACAGGUAAGAAACUGACAUUCCCUGGCAGUGUUCAUAAUUUUUUGUUUGUUUGUUGGAAAAGUAAUUUUUCAUUUUUUCCUCAUCCUUCACAGUUUCAUGUAAUUUAAUUUCCUUGUGGUGUUAGAGGAACUCUUGACAAAAAUAGUACAUGUGACACAUUUCUGAGCAUUAUUGAUAUAGCAAUGGAAAAUAAGAAAUUCUUGAGGGAUUUAUUUUGGAACAGAAAGUAAGUCAUAGGCUGUGCCAUGUUGAAAUACGACUUUCUCAGGUGCCAUCGUGGCUGAAACAGCUCUGUCUACACAAGGCUUCAGUUCUGUUAGAUUUUCAGUAACAAACCUAAAUCCAGUCAGAGGGGGGAAAAAAACAAGAAAAUAAAUGAUUCGUGGGAAUUUUGACUUUGCUGGCAAAGCAAAUCCACUUGGAAAAAUUCUCACUAAGAAUUUAAAGCCCAGCUCUCCAAAGCUUUUCUGGGUGGUGUAAAAGUAUUUAGGCAUUGUGUUUUGCUAACCUGUGAAACACAGCCUCACCUCUGUGGGAGCUCUGCAUAAGUUCUUGUUGGCGGUACAGGGGAUCUUUUUGUGGUACAUGAACAACCCAGGUACAGUACUUGGGAACGUUUUAUUGGGAGCAUGGAGAAGUGAAUUCAGCAAGCUGUAUAUGUUACAUACUACAGCAUUACCAACACAUCUCCUCAGUGGGAAUGGUUUGGGGGUUUUGGUAUAAACAACUAUUGCAGAAUUUCUUGAAUGAAACACGGGCGUUUUUUGUGAAGUGCUGAACAUCCGUUACUGAAAAAUCAGAUCUUUCAUGAGACAUGCUUUUUAUCACAGACAAACUCACUGUUUUUUGUAUCUAGAUGAUGGGCCUAACUAAAAUGAAAAUUAACUUUUAUUAUGUGCUUUUCACACUGCAUUUUACAGUGGUAUUUGUUGAGUUAGACAAUGGUAAAUGAAUGAGGGUUCCUUAGGGUUUUACUUGUUGGACUUAAGUAACUGUUUUUGGUCUUCAUGAAAUAAAAUGUUUAAAUUAUUGGAGUUUUAGGAGAACAAGUUCAUUUUGGGGGCAACUUCAUUGACUUCAGUAGCACUGAUCUCUAAUAGAGUUCAGUUUGACUUAUCAAAUGUAUUAUUAUUUUAUGAGAAGUUAAUAAGAAAUGCAUGUUAAAGAUGCUUCUUUUAUAGUUAGAGAGGGAAGAACUCCAGGUAUGAAUUUUAAUUUCUCUGAUCAUUGGAGGGACUUGUCCUGGAUUUGGUAGUUAAUUAGACGUUAACUGGAAACGCUGCUUGUUUAGAUAGGUUAGUUACAGUUGUAUGUUGGAAGGAAAAUGUCUCUCUGUUGGCUGUUUUUAUUAGUCUGAAAUAAUUAGCAAUAUCGGAUAGAGAAAAAUUCUGAUAUGUCAUGCCCAGUUCUUACCUAUUGCACUGAACUUUUGAGGACUAUUAAGACUAUGUUCAUCAAGAUUGUUAGAUGUAUACUUAAGAUCCUAGAAGAAAAAGGGCCAAGUUACACAGUAAUUUUGGCAAUUCUGUAGUUUAAAAUGAGUGAAAUAAGAAAUCUCUCAUUAUCAAAUCAGUAAUAACUAAACUCCCUAAUAAUAAGAACAGAUAUUAGAAAUGGAUACCAGUUUAUUACUGGCUUCGCAAGUUUUACUGUAUCUUAGCUGUGCUGUAAAGUAAAAACACAUUUUUUCCUCAUAAAAAAACAAAUAGCACUUAAUAGAAGUUAAAAAUAAAAGAGUUUUUUUAGAUCAAAAAAUAAUGGCUGAUUAAAGAAGGUAUAAUAACCAUACUGAAGCUUGGGGUGCAUUAAGCAAUUAAAAUAUCAUACAGUUUUUCUUGUAGUGGCGUUGUCAUGUUCAUAGUUCAUAGGUGAGCCAAAAUGAGCCAAAAACGUUCCUUCUUUCCUUGCUCUGUUAUCAGAAAAAAAGCUCUUCUGAAAGUACUUCAUUACGAAAACAGAAAAGAUAACAAAGCAGAACAGCAAAGCAAUUAGCUUAUUGAUAAUAUUUAAGCAGUGUUCUUGUUGCUGAUUAUAUUAUUUUAAAGUUUCCCACCUGUUGAACUCAAUAGAAAUUACUUCUUGAAGUCACUGAAGUUUAGAAAAGCCGCUUUUCCGUAAAUUCAUUAUCAGGCAGUGGGGAGGAUUGUGUAUGUGUGGAAGGCUGGGGAGAUUCAUGCAUGUAAUUCUGUAAAACAAAAUCAAUAAAGCUGAUGACAGAUUAAGUUGCUAAAUUUUGUAACACUGGACUACUGUUUGGGUCAUCAGCACAGCACUAUUGGAUUUUCUAUGGUUUAAUGCUGAAAAACAGGAUUAUUGAUUUUAGGAUUUUCAGCGUAUCCCCUCUGGGAGUUCUUAAGCAGUCUUUAUAAUUCUUCACACUUAAGUUGACAACUACAGUGACAUAACUGUGUCCUUGCCUUAGUAAUCGUUUUCUAAUCAUAUUGGAAAAGGCUGGAAAUGGUUUAUAAAAUGAUUAUUCCGGACAAACGGGGGAACAGGAGGGUUGUCAGGAUGUCACUUCUUUGUCUGGUGGUCAUUGCUACCUGACUGCCAUCUUCCCUUGGAAUUAACUUACAGUCACAGAUUAAGACCUUUGACUGUCAUAAAUCUGCUUCCCAAUAUGUUUGACUGGCAGGGGAGUUCACAAGCCGUCCCAAUAUAAAUAGGAUUUUAGCACAUCAGGUGCUGCUCCGAAGUAAAACGGGCUGUUUUGCAGUUGACUUUGUUGGUGUAUAUUCAUUGCUCCUUUCCCGACCCAUGUGUAUGCAUGCCUGCGUGUGUAUGCAUGUGUGUGUGUACGUAAAGUAGAAGCUGAGAUAGGCUAACAAAAUGAACUACUGUAUGCAAGAAAUAUAUGAAGUGCACCCAGCUGCUGGUAGCAAUUGCUACAUGCAGUCCACUGAUUAUUGCACAUAUAUCGAAGAUAAUCAGGGUUACAGCAGUUGUGAUGCUCAGGUCCUGCACAGUAACAACAUAUAUAUGGAACAGGCCUGGGCGGUGAAUCAGCCUUAUACCUGUAGUUACCCUGGAAACGUGUUUAAAAGCGAGUACUCUGACAUGGACAUGGCCCUGAAUCAGUACAACCAACCUGAAUUUUUCACAGAAGAAAAACCUACUUUUUCUCAAGUGCAGUCGCCAUCGUACUCUCAGAAGAAAGGGUACAUACCCAGUUACUUAGACAAGGACGAGCUAUGUGUAGUAUGCGGGGACAAAGCCACCGGAUAUCAUUAUCGCUGCAUCACUUGCGAAGGUUGCAAGGGUUUUUUUAGAAGAACCAUUCAGAAGAACCUCCAUCCAACCUAUUCCUGUAAAUAUGAAGGAAAAUGUGUGAUAGACAAAGUAACAAGAAAUCAGUGCCAGGAAUGUCGCUUCAAAAAAUGUAUCUUUGUUGGCAUGGCAACAGAUUUGGUGUUGGAUGACAGCAAGAGGUUGGCAAAGAGGAAGCUGAUAGAAGAAAAUCGAGAGAAGAGACGUCGGGAAGAGCUGCAGAAAACCAUUGGGCACAAACCAGAGCCAACAGAUGAGGAAUGGGAGCUCAUCAAAAUUGUUACUGAAGCACAUGUGGCCACCAAUGCACAAGGAAGCCACUGGAAGCAGAAAAGGAAAUUUCUGCCAGAAGAUAUUGGGCAGGCACCAAUAGUUAAUGCCCCAGAAGGUGGGAAAGUGGAUUUAGAAGCCUUCAGCCAGUUUACAAAAAUUAUCACACCAGCGAUUACCAGAGUGGUGGAUUUUGCCAAAAAGUUGCCUAUGUUUUGUGAGCUGCCAUGUGAAGACCAGAUCAUCCUUCUGAAAGGCUGCUGUAUGGAGAUCAUGUCCCUCCGAGCAGCAGUUCGCUAUGACCCCGAGAGUGAGACUUUAACACUAAAUGGGGAGAUGGCGGUGACAAGGGGCCAGCUGAAAAAUGGGGGUCUUGGCGUAGUGUCUGAUGCCAUUUUUGACCUGGGCAUGUCUCUUUCUUCAUUUAACCUGGAUGACACCGAGGUUGCCCUUCUUCAGGCUGUUUUGCUCAUGUCAUCAGAUCGCCCAGGCCUUGUUUGCGUCGAGAGAAUAGAAAAGUGUCAAGAGGGUUUCCUCCUGGCAUUCGAACACUACAUUAAUUACAGAAAACACCAUGUUGCACACUUUUGGCCAAAACUGCUGAUGAAAGUGACAGACCUGCGAAUGAUUGGAGCCUGCCAUGCCAGCCGUUUCCUGCACAUGAAGGUGGAGUGCCCCACAGAACUGUUCCCUCCGUUGUUCCUGGAAGUGUUUGAGGAUUAGAGAGACUGAAGUGGUUCUCCACACCCCCCCGUCGCACUACUGGCUGUCAUUUCAUCCCAUUGCCCAGCUCUUCUCACCUGUUUGUUCUUCUUUCGUGGUCUUCUGUUUCUUGAGAUGGGGCUGGGGUUUUGUUUGAGUUUUCUUUUGGGGUUGCUGGGGGGCAGUUGUAUACACAUGGAUGAAAACAUCCCUUUAAUGCGGGUACUUGUGACUAUUGCAAUUUGUUCUUCAGUCCUUUGAUGUGAGUGCUUUGACAGCUUAACAGUGAAAAUACGAACAGACCAAUCUCAUUCACCAGCAUUUGCGUGGUCACCAGCUCACACCCAUCAUUGCCUGGAAAAUAGGGGAGAGAGAUUGAAGUGGCAGAAAAAUAAAUUUGCCUUCAAGAUGAAACAGCUAUUAUUAAUUUGACCCUGACAAUUCUGUCUUGUAUUACCUCCUUUUGCAGGGUACAACUGACCAAUUCAUAGUACGAAAUUUCUGGUCUUUGUCAUGGUUUCUACUGUAACAAUUACCACUAUGAUCUAGAAUCUUCAUCAUCAUUAUGAUCCCAUCAUUCUCUGAGGUUUUUUUCCAGCAGAUGCAGUUUAACUGUGCCCCAUAAAUCAAGUACUUAAAAUAAUUCAGAGUGUUAGAAGGGACUGAGUCUUUUUUUUUCCAUGUGUAUAAGAUAUUAAGAUCUUCAGUUUCUAAAUUUGGACUCCAGGUAACUUCACUGGAAGGUUUGUUGGAGUGAGGACAGAAAUUUGAUUCUCUGAGGUGCUCCUGAUAGUGGAGGGGUCUGCUUUUUCUGAGGUGUGUGGAAAAUCCAUCACUCAGAGGGAGAAGGCUCUCUGUCAGGACAGCAGGCAGUGUCUCAGAGUUAUUCAGGGAUAUGAGAGCUCACAGAAUGAUGACAAGGAGAAUGAAACAUAUGGGGUGACCUUCAGAUAGGACAGAAACCAACUGUGUUAUUAACAACACUCAAGACUGUAGAGCUUUAUCCCAGGAAUACAAAUAGUGUUGCUCAGCAGUAAUCCUUUGUUUUAUAUAUAUAUAUAUAUAUAAAGUUUAUAUGCACGUAUAUAUAAUUUUAUAUAUAUAUAAUUACAAAUCUUCAGCAGAUGUCUUAAACAUAUUUCCAUAUUUUUAUCUUCUCUCUCUCUCUCUUUCUCUGACUCUGCCCUGUGUGUGUGUGUGCAUGUGGAACAGCUGAGUUCUCUCUCCCUACAGGUAUGUCUGUAUGUGUUUCAUUAGGCUAGAUGCUCUCUUGAUUCUUUUAAUUUAUUUCCACUAACUGCACUAGCAGGAACCAAACUGAGCAAUGACAAAAUGUCCUGCUGCCGAAGUCUGCAAGCCAGUAAACACAGUCCUGGAAUGUUUGGAGGCCAGUGAUGAGGACAUUGUAGGUAGAGGUUCCUCUCUGUCACCAUCUCCAUUCAGGGAUGCUGUCCCUGGGUUUUAUAAACUUGAUAUUAAACCAUCCUCUGAAUUUGUAUGACACUUCUAAAAUAUCUUUCUUUUCUUCUGGGAACCAGAGAUUUAGUUCAUGGUUUUUGCACUGCCUCAUACUCUAUGUUCUUUCAUGUUGUGCAUUGAUUUGUACCAGUUUCUUUCUCUGCUAUUUAUUGACCCAUUUGCCCAGCAAAUUGUGGGCAUUGUUAGAGUGGAUGUGUUGACUUUCAAAGCUCAUGGCCCAUAUCUGAACCCAUAUUUCAUGUGCUUAUCCCCUCAUAAAAACAGGAUACUCAGGAAAACUAAUAGAUGGAACACAAUAUAUGUGUGUCAGGAGUUAAAUUCUUUCUACCCUUCUUUCCCUACAUCAUUGAUAAAGCAUUUGGAGUGCUACUGGGCACAUUUUUAGGGAUGUGAAAUCUUGUUCUCUCUGUUGUUUGAUACCAUAUGCACCUUUGAUGAGCUGUGAGUGCUAAUGUUAUCACUUAGGGUUUUUUUUGUCAGAACACAAAACACAUUGGGGUGUGUAGGAGUUUUUCUGCAGGUAGCAGAAGACACACCAUUGGAGAUUAAUUCUUAAAUAUUUGAUGUAGAACCUCUUUUGUUGGCUGUGUUGGCUCCAUCCUAAAGCAUGUGUCUAAACAACAUCUCUGUCCAAAUUCCAAAUUCCUUGUAGAGCACUGUCUUGGGGGCAAAGAGUCAGAAACUGGCUUUUUGGAUAGGUGAUUUGGGCUGACUUGAUGGAGGACUUACAGCGUGUAAUAGGGAACUCAGAAAAGCAGCCGAUCCCUUACUUGCACUGAUGCCUUCACAAUCUAGAAACAAAACAACACACUUUCGAGACAAUAUUAGUUUAGCAAGGAAUGUAAAAGCAGAAUUGGAGGCCUCCAGGUGCAAAUAUGGCAAAAUGCACACGUGAUACAGGACUUCUGCAAUUUUAUAAGUUUAACAAAUUAGCAUAUUUAGCAAUAGUGUCCAAUUAGAAAACAUUUAGUUAAGUAAUCCCCCCUUUUGGUUCUGCCCAUUUGGAGCCCCUCCUGAGCUUCUAGCCCUAUAUUUAUUAUGUCUUGGAUACAUGGUAAAAGGAAAUAAGACAUCCUUGGCUAAAGAGGCAAGACUAAAUAAUAUUUCAGGAAUGUAGCAUAAUAUGUCUUAGAAGGUUAUCUAAAACAUAGGGGAAAAUGGGUAAGAAAGUACUUGGAGCUACAGCCAUGUAUCAGAAAUCUACAAAGCUACAAAUAUAUGACAAAUACAUGAAAAGCUUAGGUAUCAGUGCCUAUGCCUACAGUGGCUUGCAAGGAAAAGAGAAAUGUACAUGUCUUUUGAAGCCCUGUUUUGCCAUGGAUCUGAGCAUGGGAUUCCUCUUGAAGCCAGUGCAAGUACUUCACGUUUGCUUAAUGUGAGCUUGAGUAAGCAUUCAAGAUUUUGACUGUGCUGCAGGUGAGACCCAGGAGAGGAAGCAUCACAUCUCUUCUUGUUCCAAAAUACCAAUGCAGUUUUGAGCUGUGCUUAGUCAGGGUUCAGAAAAUCAGGCCUCCUUCCUUAGGUGAUUGCAGAUGGACUGAAGUGCCUAAAAUCAGGCAACCAACUUAAGACAGUUCUGGCAGUGCUCUAAGCAGAAAGGACAUACAUCAACAUGUUUUUCUAGCUUUUCAGGUUAAGUAGGAGUCUGGCACUAAUUAACAGACUGAGUUAGUAGUAUUCCCUAACUGAAAACUAAGGCCAAGCUUAUAGUUGGACAGAUUUGAUGAACUGACAUCUAAUGGCCUCUCAUGUCCUACCAGUCUUACUUCGUCACUUUGUUACUUCCUUUACUUCCUCAGUAUGACUUCUGAUUUGUGUGAUCACGAGAGCAAAACUGAUUGACCUUAGCUCUGCAAAGACGUACUUCUAAAUAUCAGUGAUCUCAAGCCAUUGUGGGAUUGAGCCCCUGGGCUGACCACCUCAGUGGCAGACACCAAUGCCACAGUCAGCACCCUUUGUAGUAACUGGCCUUGUGAGUGAAAUAACAAACUUGUGCUUUCCCGUGCAGUCCAGAGUCUUGUUUCUCCUGGUGCCACAUGGCUCUCAUGUUCGCUUUGUGGUCUACAUGUGGGUCUUACACAGAAGGUUUUUCCUGUCAAACCUGAUUGUCACCAUUCAUGGUAUUGCCCUGAGCAACAUGUGCAUUUAGAUAUUCAUUUCAUGUGUAAUCUCAGUUAAGUUGUGAUAUUUAUUAUAACAUAUGUAGUGUGUGCUAAUGAUUUUUGUUUACAUUCUGCCAAAAUGUAGACCUUAGAGUUAGACCUCCCAGGUCCAAAAUCAUCUUUGAGCAGACUGCUUGCUUCUUCAGAGGCAGGUAUCAGAAAGAGGAAUAAAACUGUCCAGAAAGACCAUUUAUAUCAGAAAUCUGCCAAGUGAGGGCUGUUAAUCACAAGCAGAGCAUGUCAUUGCUAGUGAUGUAUUUUUAUGCUAUGGAACUCUAAUCUGUAUGUGUCAUAUUGACUUCUUGCUGCAUGAAUCAUAAAUUUUAAAAAUCAGUCUUACAGUUUUGAGAUGUAGCCAGCAUUCCUAAGGCUAAACCUUUUUCAUUGACAAAAUCAAAAUCCACAACCAAGGAACGUUUUCCUCUCACUGUGAGAGCAAUUGAAAGUGUUCAACAUUUAUCUUUUCACAAAGGAAGAGGCAACAGAACCUCUUACUGUGUCUUGUUAUUGUGAUCAUCUGGAAAUGAUUGCCAGACGUUUCCUUUUGAUAUAGUAAUGAAGUGAUCUAUAUUUAAAUUUUAUAGAGAGAAUUUUAUUCUAGUGUGAUAGAGAUUUAUUUUCCACUUAAAGACUCAAAACGGUGUGAGCACGUUUUUGGUUUGGUUUUUUUUUUUUUUUUUUUUUUUUUUUUACUAUGGUAUAUUUUUGCUUUAAAAUUAAAAACAAAACAAAAAAAAAGGUUUGGCCUUAUCACAAAGUUUUAGUAUAGAUGUUAGCAAACGCAAAGAGUAUGCAUUAUUUGUGUGUAUCCACAUUGACUGAUGUCGCCUUCAAAAAGCAAUAUUGUGCAGGUAAUAAGUUGUUUGUGACUGUCCAUUGCACAGUUUACCUUCUUUAAAAGCUAACCUUGUUUAUGCACAAGACAAUCAAAUGUAAAUCUACAUCAGCACCCAGGUGUGGAUUAAAUUUAUGUAAAUUACUGAGCACAAUGUAAAACAUUAAAAGACACUUUAUUUAAUUACACAUUUAAUGUUGGUAAAGAUAGUAUCAGGGCAUGAACUCGCUGACAUACUGUAAUUUCUUUUUCUCUUUUCCUACUUCUUUAGCACUCUACAGUUUCAGUUUGCUCAUAAAUACAUCAAAUUAGUCAUUCAUAAUUUUUUUAAGAGGAGGGUGGUUUGGGUUGUUUAUUUGUUUUUAAGAAGUCAGUUGGGAGGACUUACUACUUUGUCUAUGAGGUUUGUGGGUUUUACUUAUUUGGUUUAUUUUUUUAUAUUGGUUUCAUGCCCUGAGGGUAAGGCAAACAUUACACCAUACAGUGAAAAACAAAGUACCUUGGAUGAUGUAUUUUUUUGCAAACAGUGUUAAGAGUUAUGCUAGAUUGGUAAUAUUUUUUCAGCCUAAAAUAUAUUAAAAAAAAAUCUGUGAUCACAAAUGUUUUAAACUAUCUAAAGAGAAAAUUUGUAUAUUUGGGGAAGAAAAUAAUUUUUACAUAGCUUUUGUAUGCAGAUAUUAAAAUGUAAUUAUGAAUAUAGUGGGCAUAGAUAACUGUGUAAGCUUGAAUUCUAAAAAAGAAAAAGCUUAUAACUGAAAAGUGG